AUGCAGAUUAGUUUACGCAAACCGCAGACGCAGCAAGCACGUGAUGAUGACAUGCAGAGAAAGGAUGACCCGCACUUUGACCGGAAAUCACCAGUGUCGGUUAAACCUAGAACUUUAAAGGAUACUAUAAAGGCUGUUACUAAAGAGUAUUGUAAAGAAUCGUCUAUUUGUGGUUUGAAACAUCUGGUUGAUGAGAAUACACCGAAUUUGGAGAGGAUCAUAUGGAAGAUUACGUUGAUCGGUGCUCUAGUUUGUUCCGUGUCGCUCGUCUGGAUUACCUUUGAGAAGUACUACAGAGCUCCUCUGGUGACCACCCAAAUGCCUGACGGGGUCGCUGUGAGCAAGAUUAUAUUCCCAGCCGUGGGUAUUUGUACAAACAAUCGUAUUAGUAAACGUGCUGCUAUUGAACUGACGAGAAAACUACUUAAAGAAGAGCGCAAUAAGAAGUACAAUGAACCAGAUAUGAUCAAUUUGGUCCGUGGAAUAGGCCACUUGUACAACUUGGAGCCAGCCAGCCAAACAACGGUGUCAAUGGUCAGUCUGCAUGAGGCAUUAGGAGAAUAUGAUGUCAAUGAACUAAUGAAAAGUUUAACGCCUCGCUGUGAAGAGUUGCUGUUAACUUGCGCCUGGAACGACACCCCGAAGAAUUGUUCUGAACUGUUCGAUUUCCGGCUAACCAUGGACGGCUACUGUUGCACUUUUAACUACUUGAGACAAUCAGAUGUUAAGUUUCAGGACAACAAUGGUGUUACACGCAGUUUAGAUAUGUACAAAUAUGGCAACAAAUCAUCAUUCGAUUUCGACCAAGGUUUAAAAGUAUUGCUUCGAUUAAACACAGACGAUGACUUUUACUACAAUGUACCAUUACAAGGAGCAAAGUUGCAGUUCUCAGACGCCUACGAUUUUCCUGAUGCACCGAGCGGCAGUUUUGCGAUGCAAAUGAUAAAUCCCGGAGUACAGAUGACCGUAAACGUCGCAGCUACCUUUACUGAAGCGUCUCGUGACAUUCAACAUGUAGCCGUCAAGUUGAGAAGAUGUUUGUUCUACGACGAAUCAUCAUACCUGCCCUUCUACACUAGCAGCGACUGUAUGUUGAAAUGUCGCAUGUUGUUCCUGCUCGAUCACUGUGGAUGCACCCCCUUUAAUAUGCUGAAGAUGGAUAACGCUAGAACUUGUGAUAUGAGAGAUGUUGCCUGCUUGAGAAAGUAUUAUGUUCAGUCGACAACUGUCCGUCCGGAUAUAGAACCAAUAGCCCCUGAGCUGGAGAUGGAUUUAGCCGGCGGUGGCCUACCGUGCCCUAUGUGCUUCCCCACGUGUUCCAAGACGGCGUACAGCUACGACUUCUAUGACCUCAACAUUUACCCGGAUCAUCUCAACAAAGUGCCGGAUGCCGACAGAGAUCAUUGGCUACAAGGCGCCAAUUUCACCGGAACAUCGAUUGUACACGUCAAGUACGCUAGGGAAGUCGCCGACUGUUACGGCCAGAAUGUUAUCAUGAAGUGGUUUGAUUUGUUCAGUAAUAUCGGCUCCACUUGCGGCUUCGUCACUGGCUUCAGCUUCGUCUCAGUACUAGAGUUCAUCUACUUCUUCACCGUGAAACUAAUAAGGGAUUACCAUUCCCGUCAUCGUCGGAAUGCCAUCGUCAGCAGCAUUGAGGAAGCGUCUCCGCAGGUCCAGUCUGUAGGCCGGUAUCGACCUAUAUACUGGAAUGAAUUGACUGGACCAACUCGUUUUGGGUUCCAAGUACCACCGACUAGUUGAAGUUUUGAUAAAAAAUA
This is a messenger RNA of Amyelois transitella, 1778 nucleotides long. RefSeq names its product sodium channel protein Nach-like. The record is from RefSeq and is a predicted model, not a curated record. Gene Ontology annotation, molecular function: ligand-gated sodium channel activity. NCBI's taxonomy places the organism in Eukaryota, Metazoa, Arthropoda, Insecta, Lepidoptera, Pyralidae. Gene Ontology annotation, cellular component: membrane. Gene Ontology annotation, biological process: sodium ion transmembrane transport. The transcript is spliced from 11 exons. The coding region runs from base 1 to 1761 and encodes 586 amino acids.